AGCUCAGCAGCGCCCCCACGGAGCUGCGGCCUGAACUGACAGCUCUGAACAUGUGUGGCUCUUUCAGUCAAGUCAGUGUUAGCUGCGAAGGUGAUGGCAAAGCACAGCUAGCUAGUGGCUAACAACUAACCAGGUGGUACAUCUCUUAACGCUUGGAUAACCUUAGCUCUGCUUCACCUGUCCCGGGGUUAGAGAACCAGCGAGGAGCGCUUACUUUAACACUGUGGUGUUGCUAAUUAUUAGCUAACGUCAGCUAACCAGCUGCAGACUCUCCUAAAAAUGGCCACUGUUUCAAUUCCUGCUUGUACCAGUACAGUCUUGCUUGAUAUCGAGGGAACAACAACACCAAUCACAUUUGUAAAGGAUAUCUUAUUUCCAUACAUCAGGGAGCAUCUUGAGGAGUACUUGUCUACCCACUGGGAGGAAGACGAGUGCAAACAAGAUGUUCAUCUCCUAAAGAAACAGAUUGAAGAGGACAUGAGACAGCAUCGGUCGUGCCCCGUCCACACCGUGGACCAGACGGUUCACACAGACGAGGAGAAGGCCAUUAGGGAGGUAAUGGAUAAUGUGCUGUGGCAGAUGGCAGCAGACAGGAAGUCCACAGCACUCAAACAGCUCCAGGGUCACAUGUGGAGGUCAGCUUAUUCUUCAGGGAGAAUCAAAGGCGAGGUCUACCAGGAUGUCAUUCCAUCACUCAAAAGAUGGAGAGGACAAGGACUAAAAGUUUACAUUUACUCCUCUGGAAGCGUGGAGGCACAGAAACUCCUGUUUGGAUACUCUGUUGAAGGAGACGUUUUAGAUUUAUUAGACGGUCACUUUGACACCAGUAUAGGAGCUAAAGUGGACGGUAAAAGCUAUGAAAGAAUUGCUGAGAGGAUUGGCUGCCAACCUGAGGAAAUCACAUUCUUGACCGACGUCACUCGAGAGGCUAAAGCCGCUGAAGAGGCCGGGGUGAACGCGGUGGUGGUGGUCCGGCCUGGAAACAUGGAGCUGACGGAUGACGAGAGGGCCCACUAUAACCUCGUCACAUCCUUUAGCCAACUUGAACUGACGGGACGUGCUUAACACACAGCGUGGAGGAAGACGGGGAGAACUUCUCCGACUUCAUUUCAUAAUGGCCUGUUCCUUCUCUUCUUUGCCCUCCCAGCCCCCCCUCACCUCUCUCCUUUUUGCAACUCUAAUGUUUUUGUUUGUUCCACGUUGACAGUUCAAAAGGUGUAGGAGAUGCUGCUGGGACUCAGUUAGAAGUCCCGGCCUGUAAGGAGUCGAUCUACCCGGGUCUUUCAGGGUGCCUUUCACCACGUAUGGAGACAGAUCUACGAAGCGUAGUAGGAACAUCACUCUCAUUGGACCAUUUGAUUGACCGGGACGAGCACAGAAAAUAUAAAAGGAAGCGACAAACCCGAAGGAAACUGCACAUGACCUUUUUACCUUUUUUAGAUGAACCGUAUUCAGUUGCUGAACCUCUACGACGUUAAUCUUUCCAACUGUAUGUGUUGUAUUUGUCACCGUUUUGUAAACAUUUUCCAUCCAUGUGCCGUUUCCCCCCCCCCCCCCUCCCUCCCCCUCUACACAUACACACGUGUUGCAGCUGUAUGAAGUUUUAUCCAGUGAUUAAACGUUGUAAUGUUUUUAGAAAGUAGAACUACAGUAUAGAUGCACUCGGCAGUGGUGCUGCUGACAGCAAGUUCUCAUUUCAAACGUUGUCUUAAUUAGUCCCCUCGCAGGUGAAUGGUGUCUAUUUAAAUGUGCCAUCCUCGUAAUGUUGGUGUUGGAAAGUUACCUUUAGAAAAAAAGAAUUGCCAAAUUGAUAUGUGUGUGUGUGAAACAUAAUUGGUGUUGUUCAGGAAAUGAUAAUCUUACAAACAUGCUUCCAAUAAAUGCCUUGUCUCACACAGAA
Cottoperca gobio is the source of this 1900-nucleotide messenger RNA. It is a transcript of the gene enoph1, whose product is annotated as enolase-phosphatase 1. Gene Ontology annotation, molecular function: acireductone synthase activity; magnesium ion binding. Bases 280 to 1065 code for a protein of 261 amino acids. The transcript is spliced from 6 exons. Lineage: Eukaryota; Metazoa; Chordata; Actinopteri; Perciformes; Bovichtidae. The record is from RefSeq and is a predicted model, not a curated record.